Molecule: messenger RNA, 1285 nt
Organism: Phragmites australis (common reed)
Lineage: Eukaryota; Viridiplantae; Streptophyta; Magnoliopsida; Poales; Poaceae
Product: epsin-3-like
Exons: 3
Coding region: 311-1087 (258 amino acids)
Biological process (GO): endocytosis
Cellular component (GO): plasma membrane; clathrin vesicle coat; endosome
Molecular function (GO): clathrin binding; phospholipid binding
Source: RefSeq, a predicted model, not a curated record
AGAUCGCAGCGCACUGUUCUUCCCACCAAUUAAGCUCGUCCAUUGAGUCCACCCCCUUUCUCUGACUGCUCCGCCUGUGCGUGCGUCACUCGCGCUCGAGGAGUGGUUUGGUUGCGCACCCAACGGCUCGGCUGGCCUCGUACCGCUUGUUCGCUUGCGCGUUUGUGCGGAGUGGUUGCUGACCGGCCGCCGCGCGGGCGGGCAUUCCGAUAUAGGUGAAGACGAGCUCUUGUUCCGUCGCUCAUCAUCGCUCCUCGCCACCUCGGCGGCAGAUUGAUUGAGACAAAGGAGGAGGGUGGUGUACGGCGACAUGGACGCGCCCUUCUUCCACGAGCUCAGGCGGCAGGCGUCCUCCUACCUCACCGGCAAGAUCCGCUCCGCGCGGCUCGCGCUCACGGACGUCACCCCGACGCAGCUGAUGACGGAGGAGGCGACGAACGGGGACGCGUCGCCGCCGAACGUGAAGACGAUGGGCCUCAUAGCCCGGCAGGCGUUCGAGAUCGACGAGUACGUCAGGAUCACGGACAUCCUGCACAGGCGGUUCGCGAGCUUCGACAGGAGGCAGUGGCGGGAGGCGUACAAGGCGCUGCUCCUCCUGGAGCAUCUCCUCACGCACGGCCCCCGGAGCGUCGCCUCGGAGUUCCAGAAGGACAGGGAGGCCAUCGAGCAGAUGACCACCUUCCAGCACAUCGACGAGAAAGGCUUCAACUGGGGCCUGACGGUGAAGAGCAAAUCGGAGCGGGUGCUCAAGAUGCUGGAGCGGGGCCCGUUCCUGGAGGAGGAGCGCGAGCGGGCGCGCAAGAUCGCGCGCGAGAUCAAGGGUUUCGGCAGCUUCAACCUCAGCAGCGCCUCGCGCACCGUCGCUCAACCGUCCGGUGACGACGGCAGCCGCUACGGGCGGAGCAACUCGCAGUACGAGGAGCGGUGGAGGCACGAGGACGGCGAUGACAGCGACAAGGAGAACCUGAUAGCGUGGCCGGAGCCGCGGGUCGCGCGGGAAGUGCAGGCGGAGGAGCCUCACCACCACCACCCGUUCCACGGGUUCGGGCAGCAGCGGCCGGAGGCGAUGCUGCUCCUGAGCCAGUGAUGGGAUCAGUCUGUUGGUGUCAUGGUGACGUGAAAAAAAAAGGUGUGCUGAACUAGCCUUUCUCCCUUCUGCGAAGCCUGUAAGGUCAGUGGUUUGCUGACACUGUUUAAUGCUUGGGCACUCUGAUGUUCUCAUGGUUCUAUUAGGCAUGCUUCGCUUUGGCCUUGUAAAUUUCAAUCCUUCAGUUCUGGGCCAAAA